Molecule: messenger RNA, 2184 nt
Organism: Thrips palmi
Lineage: Eukaryota; Metazoa; Arthropoda; Insecta; Thysanoptera; Thripidae
Exons: 13
Coding region: 1-2109 (702 amino acids)
Source: RefSeq, a predicted model, not a curated record
AUGACCGACGCUGGCGUCACGAUCCGAGAGGCGAAGCCCCUGGAUUGCACGAUCCUGACUAUUCGCUUUAACAGCGCUUGUGGAAAUCUUUGGGACAAAAUGUAUGAAGACAUGGAUACUGGGGAGGCAGAAGAUCAAUAUAGUGCCGUGAUCUACUGGGUGGAAGAAAAGAAAGUGGGAAUUGCUCCGAUUGUGCUAGUUCCGUGCAGCGACAGGUCCGUGGGGACCUACACCAAGAUCCGCCCUCCAGGGUCCCAUAAGGACUACACUGGACGAAUCGAGGGAAUAAGUGCUAACCCUGAUGUACUUGAAAGGAUUCAAGCUGAAGUUAGCAACAGAAUUGAUGAGGAGGCGGCUAAAGUUGCUCCCAAAAGGAAUCGAAGUCAAGUGAAACGCUUUGGCAAAGUUGCGUCCGAAACUGCUGUGCAAGUUGCAUCAGGCCACAGACGCAGCGUCCCCGCUUCGCUGGCCCGAGAAAAUACUGAAGUUUCAAAACUUGCUAAGGUGGGAAAAGCCAAUCGGAAAGCUGCCCAGUCAGCUUUGAGCAAAUUGGUGCACGGAAGCUUGAACUGCAACAACCCAACAGAGCAGAAGGGAAGCAACAAAAAAUCUAAUAUUAUGAAUUUGGGGCUCGAUGGGACUGGACCUAAGAAACGUGGAAAUCCUGAGCCAGAUUUUAAUCCUAACGAGCUUAUGAUGGAUGCAGCAAGUGAGGAUGCGGAGGAUGAUGAUGACUGCAAUGACAAUGAUGACGAGAGUGAGGUUGAUUCACUGCUGGCUAUCACCAAGGAGAAGCCACAGGUGUCAAGACCUCAUCAGAUGUCUCCUCAAAUCCCGCCUCUCUUUGACAAGUCCACGAAGCCUUCUCGAGAGUCCAGGGUCAAUUCUUCUCCUCAAGGGUACCAGAAUUCGUCUCAAGUAAGAUCUUCCCCUCUAGUGCCUCAGUCAUCGUCACUCCAUUUACCAUCUCCUGCCAAGGUGUCAAGCCCUCAUCCUAAGUCUCCUCAAAUGCUGCUUUCUCUUGAUAAGUCCAAACAGGCUUCUCCAAGGAAGCCCAAGUCCAAUUCUCCUCAAGCCAAAUCUCCUGUAGUGUCUCAGUCUCCUCUUCAAGCUUCUUUUGAGAGGCCUAAUUCUCAAGGAAUUCCUGAAGGAGAGGACUUGACUGAUGACAAAAAUAAAGCCGGAUUUUUCCAGUUCAUGAGACUUAAGAAAAUGUACACCCCAUCUGUCCUUGCUUUCUUAAAUGAAUUAAUUGACACCUUUGACCAGGAGCAGGAAAAUGCAAACAGUGAUGGUGAAGCAGAAUAUGUAGAAACAGUCGCACCUCCAGCUAAUGAAAGACAGGUUGAAAUCAGCAAGACAUCUGGAGUAUCUAUCUCAGCCAGUGCAAGACAGGUUAUUCUUUUGACUGGCUCCAAGUUGGGGCCAAGCAAAAUGCUUACAGCAUUGGUCCAUGAAUUAUUCAAGGACAGACUGAAGUUGUUGCAUGGUACAGCAAUGAUUCGUCCCCAUGUCCUCAAGGCAAUUAUUUCUUUUAUGGAGAAAAAUUCAGAGAAGUCUACAGCUCUAGGUACAAAAGACAUCAAAAGAAUUAUUAACAACCUCGCAUGUGAAGCCAGGAGAGCGCCUCAUCGUGCUCGGAAGGGAAACCCCUCUCCCAAUGCUGUAAAGAAAGACUCACCCAAAGAAGACUCAAUAAGCACACCGAAGAAGAGUGAGUCUUCUCGUGAGUCUUUAGCAGUCAAAACAACGCCAUCUAAAAACACGUGGAGUGUUAAUCAGGUGCAACAAUACUCCUAUGGAAACCAUGAUCAGGGAUUUCAGCACCAGCAGCCAAUUCACCACCAGGCCACACAACAGCAGACAAUCAACCAACAGUCCGCACAGCAGCCAAUUCAGUACCAGCACUCAAUGGACUACCAGGCUGCACAGCACCACCCAAUGCAGCUCCAGCAGUCGUUCCACCACCAGUCUGCACAGCAGCAGCCCAUUCAGCAGCAAUUCCAGACCAGCUACACAGAUUAUUCAGAGAACUACCCGCAGUUGUACCCAGACUACCAUACCGUCCAGUUUCCUCCAAAGUCUCCAAAGCGGAUGCUAGAUCUGUAGUUUAUUUCUUUUUAUUAGUUUUUCUAUUUUCUUUUUAGUUCUUCUAUUUUGUAUUCUAUAGCAGUUUCCCUGCUG